UCCUGGUUGCCAUAGUCACCUCUUGCCAGCGUCCCAAAAUGGCGUCUCUACUGCAGGAGAACCUGUUCGAGACCCGCGCGCAGGCCCCGGCCCCCAGCAAGGACUUCUACCAGCUGAUCGUCACCCGGAAGGAGGUAAUUUUCAGAUGGUGGAAAAUCUCUCUUAGAAGUGAAUUUCGCGAAGCAAAGCCUGGGGAACUUAAAGAAUCUCAUGAAUAUUUCUUGGAUGAUCCAUCUCUUCAGAUUCAGAUUGCUGUAGUUUUUGGUGCCAACACUCUGGAACAUAUCUUCAAUCUGUGCCGGGGUAACUUUGACUUUCUGGAACGGCUUCCUGACCCAUUACUCCUGUACAUCAUUUCCUUUCUGGAGCUUGAAGAUAUUGCCAGGCUUUCUCAAGUUUCACACAGAUUUAAAACGAUAUGCAACUCUGACACACUAUGGGAGAAAAUUGUGCAAAAUUUGUGUGGUGCAAUUACCCCUGAAAUGAGAGCACUGGCACAGGAAGUGGGUUGGAAGCAGUUCUUCUUCACAAACAAGCUUCAGCUUCAGCUGCAGCUCCGAAGAAGGAGGCAGAAACAAGAUGAUUCAAAGAAAUCAAAGACUAAAUAAAGCAGCAUGCUUUUUCAUUAUGGGCAAAAGUUGUAAGUGCGGACUUGUAUAUUACAUUAUAAUUGGUUACUUUUAUUGAAAAAAUGAGGCUAUUAAAACAGUAGACAUAAAGCAUAAUGGAAACAAUACAUAAACAACAUUACCUUUUAUAGACUGGAAUUUUAUUAAUCAGCUACCACCAGCAAUAGGAAAGGUUCAAGUUCUUUGAACUUCUUGACUCUGAGAUAUAAUAAGCUUACAUAUAUAGUGGUUACCAUUCAAACAGUCAGCAUUUGAUAACAGAUAUCAUAAUGUUGCCACAGUUAUUUCCUAAGAAAUAGAGAGAAAUGUGGUAUGUAAGUUCUUAUUAUGUAGAAACCAUUGGUAAAUGCUGAUUGUUUACUGGCCACCAUGGCAAAUGUGAAAUGUUAAAAGGUGACCAACGUGUGUCUUAGGUCCAAAAUUUGACCUGCAUUAAAGUGGUUUUAAAAUUAGUGAAUGUCCUCUGUAGUCUAGAUGUCUAAACUUCAAACAAAUAAGCAAAUCAGCACUUAUCAGUAAGGGGAAAUGUCAUUAGAGACCAAGAACUGAAUGGGUAUAUAUACCAAACUACCCUCUUCCUUUUAGACAGCUGCUUCAGGUCAUGGUUUGGGAACACUGGAAGGAUGGUAUAUGAGUGAAAUUUUCACUGCUUCUGCCUAUUCAGGAACUUCUGAUGAUAAUGGACUAGAGUUGCCAGCGCUGUGACGCUGAUACCUUUGAUGAGGUUUACAUUCACUUAAGUAUAUUUUCAGUUAUAAAAUAAUAUUUAUUAUUGGCUCUUUGCAGUGUAGCACAUCAGUAAUGUUCCUACCAAACAGAGCUGACAAAUCCAUGAAGAAAAUAGUUUACAUUAGAAUUUCAUCUUAAUUGUUGUUAAUUACAACAUUAACUUCAACAAUCCAGAGGUCAAGUAUUAAUAGCCUUAAAUUAUUAAUUAAUGUCUACCGUGUGUUAUUACUAGAUUUAAAUAUUGAGCAUUAAUACCAAUGCUUGCAUUUUUUCCAUGUAAUGGCCUAAAAGCUGCAUGUUUUACUCAGCUAAACUCUCACAAACUUCAGUUAGAAUCUUCCUAAGUAAGGCCUGCAGGAUUUGGCACAGUACUAAUGAUAACAUCACAAAAAUUAAGGCCAAUAUGGUUGCACUGGAAUGCCUAAAGUUAGUCAUCUGAAUUCACUAAAAAGUAGCCUGAUUUAUUUUAUGUGUUGAGCUGAUGUUGAUGAGAGUUCAUAGUAUUCAGUACCUCUGAAAAUCAGGUCAUUUUGCUUAGGUGCCUAAAUAUGGGUUCAGGUGAUUAGCUUUAGGCACACAAGUAAAGCCAAAAUGCUCAAGGUGACCUAGUUUAUUUACAACACAAACUUCUGUAAUGCAAAUGGUCUUAUUGCAUGACUAAGGACUACUUUUGUAAGAGAGGGUUACUGGGACUGGGCCCUUAAAUAUGUAGCUGGUUAUUUGAAAUAUUUUAGUAGAGCCAUGUAUAUUCUGGUUAUAGUAAGUAUAGAUACAGUAUAAAGAACUUAAUCCUGACCAAAUGCCACUAACAAUUUAUACAAUAAUCUGAGUAUGGCCAUCAGAGUGACUGACACACUGGUAAAUGAUCAAACUAAUUGUAAAAGGCGCUGAGUACAAUAGCAUGAAAGGCAGUUAGACAAGUUUUAAUCGUUAACUUCUCUAAUUUUACAUGGUGGUGUGUUAUUCUUUAUUGAUGAAGUCUUGUAUUAUCAUUAUAUUAAACAUAAAAUAAGUUGUCA
Molecule: messenger RNA, 2377 nt
Organism: Chelonoidis abingdonii (Abingdon island giant tortoise)
Lineage: Eukaryota; Metazoa; Chordata; Testudines; Testudinidae
Gene: FBXO36
Product: F-box protein 36
Biological process (GO): SCF-dependent proteasomal ubiquitin-dependent protein catabolic process
Cellular component (GO): SCF ubiquitin ligase complex
Molecular function (GO): protein binding
Source: RefSeq, a predicted model, not a curated record